Messenger RNA from Metarhizium robertsii ARSEF 23, 1113 nucleotides. RefSeq lists its product as uncharacterized. Gene Ontology annotation, cellular component: cytoplasm. The record is from RefSeq and is a predicted model, not a curated record. NCBI's taxonomy places the organism in Eukaryota, Fungi, Ascomycota, Sordariomycetes, Hypocreales, Clavicipitaceae. The transcript has a single exon. Gene Ontology annotation, biological process: negative regulation of transcription by RNA polymerase II; mitochondria-nucleus signaling pathway; regulation of nitrogen utilization. Bases 1 to 1113 code for a protein of 370 amino acids.
AUGGCAGCGCUGUUUCGUAAUUUAGACUUGCCUGCCAAUCCCAUCACUUUGUAUACCAUCUCGAAUAAGAAUUGUGCGGAAACGAGAAAUGGAGAAGUUCCUGGACUGUCUCACAGCGUCGAAUCUUUGACCGGUGACUCUUUGACCGACGCCGAGACUGUUGGCUUCACCAUAUCGGGAUCCCCUCAGGAUCGUACCCGAAUAAAAGGACAGACCUCUGCGGCCCAUGAGCCUGAAUAUAUCAUCUCAGGCGAUAUUGAUGGGGUGUCCAAGUUAACCACCGAGAACAAGAGCUCUUCACCAGCACCCAAGCAACGUAAGAAGCAGCCUGCUCGGUUCGCUAUCGGCGGAUCCUCCGAUCACCCCGUCCUUCCCAACACUCGCAUCAGGAACUUGACAGCCCAGGCUCUGCAACAGAGUGAGUCUGCCGUCGGCUCUAACACCGAAGCCGAAUAUGUUGACGAGUGUGCCAUCGACGACGACGACUCUUCUGACUGGGAAGACUGUCCGGGACAUAGCGGCAAAUCUAGUGUUGACGACAAGUUCUUCCAGCGUGUCGAGUCCAAAGCCAACCUCGCCUCCCGCCCAUCGCAACUUACGCUCAUGCUUGCCGAAAACAAACGAGCCAGCACUCCUGGCAACCAAGCUUCGCAGUCAACUCCAGCCGUCCACCGAUCCCGAGGCGAACCCAACGGAACCAGUUUGGGCGGCUCUCCCAACGACUCUGAUGGAGCCCCUCUGAUGAUGAAGGGUUUCCGACACUCUGCACUCAAGCCUAUUAGCGAAAUCCCACGAUCCAACGCUCAACCCAUCACGACCCACGCUGCUCACGUCAACUUCCCCGCGGCCUUUUCUCCCCGAACCACCCGCUGCAACAUGCUAGCUACCGAACUUACCGAGUCACUCCGACUCAACCUUAUUUGGGAGCGGCAGCAGAAAAGGUCGGUCAGCAAGGCGAUGCUUAAGCGCCGCCACACUUCACAGGAUGUUGCCAACCUGCAGCAAUAUCCUCAGCGGGCAUGUGUAAAGCCGAGCGAGGACGUGGAAAUAUUCGGCUGGGAUGAAUUCUUCCUCAUGGGAACUUUCAAUGGAUACCAUUUCAAGGGCUGGUAG